UGGUACAAUGCAUGUGUCAAACCGGUUUGUAAAACUCAAACCGGAAACAGAGCGGCAACAACAAGGAAACGAGCUCGAUAAACACUUGAUCGUAUCUCGAGAUUCAUAACCAAGAUUCAUCAUGUCUAACGGUGGAAAGUGUUGUGUCGUAGUCUUGAUUGGCGUAGGUGUUGUAGCUAUUCUAAUUAUUGCACUUGUCGCCACAUCCCUGAAGAAGUUGGCUUCAAAGGAGGUGGGAAUCGCUUAUGACAAGUUUCAAAAGAAAUUAUCAGAUACUGUGAAGAAUGAGGGUUUGCACAAUGGUCCCCCAGGUUUUGAGUUCAUCAUCUUCCCCAAUGUCUACACUACAUUGAACUUCAGAUCUCUGUCGUGCCUCAACAAGGAUGGGGUCAUCAUUACCCUGGAUGUGGCAUACCAGUACAAGGCCAGGGUAACACAUCUCAAGGACAUCAUCCUCAAAUUUAAAGACUUUGAGGGCUACAAGAAUAUCUUAAAAUAUACAGGUUCAGCAGCCCUGCAUGAGGCGUGCAGCUUGUUCAACACUUCCCAAGUGCAGGCAGAGCGAGGGGCGUUCCAAGAGAUGGUGAGACAGAAGCUCCGGGAAAGAUACGAUCUGCUGAAGUGUGACAUCACUGAUCUCCAGGUAAACAACAUCGAACGUCCCAGGGAAUAUGAGUCAUCAAUCAGAAGCAAGGAGCGAGCUAGAGAAGACAUCCAGGUUGCUAAAAAUGAGCGUCCUCGUCUGCUGACCGAGGCUAAGACGGAGAGAAGAGAGGCAGAGACACAGUCACAGAUCAUCUUGGACAGGGCCCAAUCCGAAGCCAGGAUUCUACAAAACCAGGCAAGAGCAGAGGCCGAGGCUAUCCUUACACAGUACGAGAAGGAGGGAGAAGCAUACGAAUCUAUCCUCCGCGCCAACGGGCUCGGCUUCACCACCGAGGGUUUCAUCUCCUACAUGGGUGUCCGCGUCAUCUCCUCCGCCAAGAACCCAGUCUUCGUCGGGCUACAGAGCCCAGCCAAGUCUUCUUACCAAACCCCUUAGUACUGCUGUCAUCCACCUCAAGAGGACAGGUGCUUGUUGGACGCUGUAUUGCAGAUGUUAAGUUACUCAGUAUGUCAAUAAUUUUAGGCAUCAUGAAAGAAGUGUCAGUUGUUUAAAGUUGUAAGAAGUCAUAUACUUAUGUAUUCUCUCAGAAACUAUAAAAGGUGAAGGUCAAGGCCAUUAUGACAAUCAGUUACUGUUAAACAUGGUUAUGAAUUGUAUGACACGAAAUAUUUGACUCCCUAUUUCUAUAUGUGUGUUAAAUGACUCAAGUUUUGAAUGUUUUUUGAUACUUAAAUUUAUCAAUAUUCUUGGGCAUUUUUAAAUAGGAGCAGCUUAAGAAUCCCAAACUAAUGCAGUCUAGAAUUAAGUUGAAAUAGACCUCGGGUUUGGGGGAUUCGUUACUUGCAUGCAUUUUAUGUGAUAAAUAUCAAACCUCUAUGAUGGCUCAUUAUAACUGUUUAUUUAUGGAGAUAUUCAUUUUGGACUUUAACCAUGUUCUACUGUAAUUUAAACUGCUGAUUAGGACAUUUCUUUAGAAUCUUUAACUCAAGAAUUUUUUUAACCAUUUGAUACAGUCCUAUUUUAAACUCACAUAUGUCACUUUUGAUAAAUUCAUGGAAUUGUCUAUUAUGUUUUUAGAUGUUGCUUUUUUUUCCUCGUAACAUAGACGUAAGAUCUGAUGUAGAUGUGAACCUGUUAAUGUGAACAAUAUGUACUGUUUGAUGUCCAAGGGUUCUACCCGCUUCAUUGUAGCCUCCAUAGUUUAAUAUUAAAAUACUUAUUAUUAUGUGAAUCUUUGUAUUAUGCACUCUUGUAAUUUGAUCUCAUUUUUUCUGAUCUUUCAUCAAAAAAUUGUAUUUGUAUGAAUAUUAUGAAUCAAAUUGCAUUCUGAUAAUUUUAUGUGGUGUUCAUUUUGUAAUGAUGCAAGCAAAUUUCAGUUUGUGUGGUUCACUUUGCUUUUCUUACUAUUGUUAUGUGUUGAUAUGUUAUAUUUAGCUUUAUGAUAAUAAAACGCUUUUUUCUUACAACUAUUUGGACAGUAGGAUAGCCUAGCAGUUAAACCAUUCACUCUAAACAUCAAAGUCCCGAAAUCGAUUCCCCAAAUAUGUUCCAAUUUCUGGUGUCCUUCACUGUGAUAUUGCUGGAAUAUUGGGAAAAGUGACGUAAAACCAUACUCACUCACUCACUCUAACACCUAUUUCCCAUGACAUAUUAUGCCACUUUUUAUAAAUUAUCACUCAUUCGGGUAGAAUAUUAGUUUUGAUAAUUUUCCGUUAUUCUUUCAUGUGUAUUUUAGAGACUCUGUAUGAUCAAUGGUCGUUUGAAGUCUUAUGACAUCACACUGUACUAUUCCAUUAUCUUUUUGUUAAGAUGCCAGUCUGAUUUCAGUUUGUCAUCUGAACUGUAGGCUGCCUACAGUAAAUUUUUCUGAAGGCUUGACGAUGUGCAUAGGUUUUAUCUGAAUUGUAAAUAAGUAGGGUAUUAAAGAAACUUGAAUGUCAGAAAUAGCAGAUUAUCUGCCCUUCAUCAAUGAAUGCUGUUAGUAUGAUUCAAGAUUCAGGCUUAACUUUCAAACAGGACAGGUGUUCUAUACAUCCAUUUGGAUCAGUAAUUAUUGUCUAAUUUGUUCCCCAACAGAAAAGGGAAGAGAAAUUAAGAAAAGGACAAUAGGGUACAAUGUUUACUGUGAUGUAAAACAGCAUUGUCGAUAUGACAGUGUAUGUGCAUGUGGGAUUUGGAUUCAAGCCUUUGUACUCUAUCAACAUGGAAUUUUGCUUAUAAUAUCAAUCACUUGUUUCUUCUUCUUUUGCAGUCAUUAUGUGACAGUAUUAUUACCUAGGCACAAAGCAACUUUGGUUAACUUAUGGUGAUGUUAUGCCAGGUUUUUUUUGGUUGUAACGUUUGAAGAUUCAUCAAACAUUUUCAUUGUGUCCAUCAGUAACAACUUUGAUAGUCGUAAAUUCUGAGACAUAUAUGGUUACAAUCACCAAAGCAGCUCUUGUUGAAAAUGCAUAAAUACGUUAAAAAAUGUUAAUGGAAGUCACAUUUGUGGGUGAACCUAUAUUGUAUUUAUCCUCUGUGUACACACAUCUAUGGUAUGAUGGUAUUUGUUAACGGUAUAUAGAGAAUCUCAUUGUAAUGUCUCUUGGUAACUAAUAUAUCGGUACAAGGCGAUACAGGUGUAGAACAUUUUGGCUUGGUGAGUGGUUUUGCCCUUUAAUCAGCAUGUAUGUAUAUUGUUGAUAUUAAGAGACAUGAAGGCGAGAUUCUAUUUAUCCUCCAAAAUCAUGAUUGUAAAAGUAUCAGUUUGUAGUUGUCAAGAUUGGCAUAGGCUUCCAGCAUCCAUCCAUGAGAGACAAAUGGCAAAAUGGAAUGUUGUUAUUAUUUUUAUACAAUUGUUCCUUAACAUGCAUAAUAUCGUUUCCUAUCUGCCUGUACUGUGUGUUGUCUUCUAUAUGUUUGUCCUGUCUUCAUGUUUAUGCUUGUGGUAACAGUUGCCAUGUAACCAAGAGUGCCAACCCCCACCUCCAGCCAUUAGACAUACCAUUAUGUGUUGGCAUCCAGUCUAAGAACCGAGAAGUCUACACAUAUAGUACAGGACCUGUUGUACAAAGCUAUCUUAGCGUUAAGGUGAUCAUACCUUAACAUAGGCUUACUAAAGAAGUAGUGCCAAGGUCGGUUUGUACAACAGGUCUUUGUACAAGGACUUUGUACAAUUAGCUUGAAUUUUGCAAGAAUGUAUGACUAUGAAUGCUCAUAAGCUGAGAGCUACUGGUGUACUAGAAGGGGUUGGCACCUUCACUAACAGCACUAACCAAUGAGAUUGAAGUAUUUGUGUACACUGUAUAUGUGCUGGAUAGAACUCAUCGCAGACAUCUUGAAUUUGGUAGUUGGAUCAUUUGUCUAUAGCUGCUGCUAGAACAAAUAUGCUUGUUGUACCAUUAUCAAGCAGCUUCAAGAAUAAAUAUGCUUGUAGGGUCAUUGUCUAGCUGCUCUUAAAAGAAACAUGCUUGUUGGGCCAUGGUACAACUGCUCCAAGAACAAAUAUGCUUGUUGGACCAUUGUCAAGGCCCUUCCAGAACAAACAUGGGAGAUAGAUAUUUCCUUGCCUCUCUUAGAACAGCUGUUUGUAGUUGGACCUUUGUCUAGUUGCUCCUACAAGAAAUGUAGGCACUUGGGGGUCUUAAGUAUUGACCUUUGUCUGGCCCCCUCCUGGAACAUGUGUUGGUUGGUGGACCUUAUGUCUGGUUCUUCUUAGAGAGAAUACCAGCUUUUAAUACUUGAAUAAGUUCAACAUGUAUGCAUGUUCUAUCCAAGUUUACUUUAGUGGGAGAAAAUAC
Messenger RNA from Haliotis rubra (blacklip abalone), 4386 nucleotides. RefSeq lists its product as uncharacterized. The record is from RefSeq and is a predicted model, not a curated record. Lineage: Eukaryota; Metazoa; Mollusca; Gastropoda; Lepetellida; Haliotidae.